AUGCGUGUGCGUGAGAGGGCGUGUCCUUCUGGCUGGGGAAGCUGUGUGCACGCACGUUUAUUUCUGGGUGUGUCCCAGUGUUUACCCCAGAAACAGACAGGAACUUUGCCAAGGUUGCACAGCAGAUUCGUAUUCAAACUUGCCCCUUGGGAACCUACAGCCGGCAACUGCAGCCUGCCGCCAGCUCCUACCUGGGUGUCCGGAGAAGUGCCCCAUGAGGAGGUGGCAGAAAGGAUUUUCAGUCCCAGGCACCCCGGAGGCCUAGGGGAUUGUGAGCUCGCGGUCCCCUCCCCCACUCCCUCCCAUCAGCGGGUCACGAGACCUCUAAGGCGUCCCCCCCCUGCAGGGAGGGGGGCCGAGGAGUCCCAGCUCCCCAGCCGCUUUCAGGGUCCUCCACUGGAGGGAGCGCGGAGCCCAGAGGGAUUUCUUUUUCCAGAGGCGCCCCCGGGGGGCGAGGGGGCAGCCCGAGUCCCUCGUGAGCCCAAACCGCAGGCCCUUCAGGGUUUUGAGCAGGGGAGCUGCAGUUUGGGGUGGCAUGUCUCUGCUUGA
Rangifer tarandus platyrhynchus (Svalbard reindeer) is the source of this 549-nucleotide messenger RNA. NCBI's taxonomy places the organism in Eukaryota, Metazoa, Chordata, Mammalia, Artiodactyla, Cervidae. The record is from the annotation of a GenBank genome assembly.